Messenger RNA from Peronospora matthiolae, 495 nucleotides. Lineage: Eukaryota; Oomycota; Peronosporomycetes; Peronosporales; Peronosporaceae. The record is from the annotation of a GenBank genome assembly.
AUGGCUAGUCAGGCCAUGAAGCUAUUCAUGGCAAAGAACGAAUCGCGGCGCACUUGGGCCAAGCCAUUUCUUUACAUGGUGACCGACAUUGUCGCGCAAAGUGGACCCGCCUCGCUCAUUCUCGACAACAUCGUGCAUCACGCGUCGCCGGAGAUGAACGUCAUGCGGGCGAUGUUCGACCAAACGCGGGUUUACUUCCUGCGCCAAGCUGAAGAUCUGGCUCACUUUGCGCAGUCGAUCGAGCUCAAGAGCGGCAAGUUCGGUCGCGCGGUCGUCGCGAAACAUGACAAGAAAAACGAGCGGAAGCGGCAGUAUGUUGCUCGCGCUCACGGAGAAAGCGUCAGCGGCUUGCGCGAAAGAAACAAGAGCAAGAAGGAGAAGAAGAACUCACGCAGAAAAGCGGCCCGUGCGAGCGGCGCUAGCGAUAAGGGGCCAACUGCGUUCUGCACGGGCGAUUUCGUGCUCGCUGCAAAUGAUGCGAUUAGCAUUGAUUAA